Messenger RNA from Xiphophorus couchianus (Monterrey platyfish), 11254 nucleotides. RefSeq lists its product as uncharacterized. Bases 2855 to 7552 code for a protein of 1565 amino acids. The transcript is spliced from 6 exons. NCBI's taxonomy places the organism in Eukaryota, Metazoa, Chordata, Actinopteri, Cyprinodontiformes, Poeciliidae. The record is from RefSeq and is a predicted model, not a curated record.
AGACUGAGCAAAGGAUAGAUAGAUAGAUAGAUAGAUAGAUAGAUAGAUAGAUAGAUAGAUAGAUAGAUAGAUAGAUAGAUAGAUAGAUAGAUAGAUAGAUGUAAAUUGGAUUAGAAAAUAGAAAUGUUGGUGAAUGAAGAGUAAGGAAGGGAGACAGAGAAAGAACAGAUGGAGAUGGAAAGAGGGAAUUUUGUGGAUCUGAAGCCUUUAAAGCCCUUAAAGCUGCAAAUAGGAGGCAGAGAGAAGGAGAGGAAGAGAGGAGCGAUGGAGGGAGGCUGAAGGGAGGUAAAUAAAAACUGGAAGGGAGAGCAGGAGGAGGAGGGUUUGCGUCGGUGUGUUGGAGCGCUUGUCAAAAAAAGAGAAAGAAAAACGCUUCCUCUGACAGAAGGCAUGAUUCACAGCAGAGAGGGAGGGAGAGGAGCGGCAGAAAAACAGAGCGACGGUGGAGGAAGAGGAGGAAGACCAAGAGGAUACAGCAGAGGAGCAGAAGAUGCUGAAGACGAGAGCAGAGAGCCGAAUUCACAAACGGCUUCAGCGGCCGAGACGACAAUGACGACGGCAACAACAACGGCAACGGCAAGGUUCUGAUGUCAUCAGAGGGAAUCAUCCGUCAUUCCAGCUCCCGCUCCGGGAUCCAAGCAGCUUCCAUUGGAAACGAUGUCAUCAGGCUUAAUCCAACUUCACCCACACACACACACACACACACACACAGCUCUGUCGGCGUGUGCGCGCGGCUGUAGGUGUUCCUCUAACUUCCUCAAAGUUUCCCACAGGAAUCAGCAGGACGUCUAAAUUUAGUGCUGCUGUCCAGAGACACAAAUGUUGAGAUGCGACGUUUAGUUGUUCAGCUGCUGGGAUUAUGGAGCUUCAGUCAUUUGAUCGUUCAUCAUUCAAUUCAGUUUAUUUAAGAAGCGCCACUUCACAGCUAAUAUCAUCUGAAGGAAAAUCAUCUCCGUUCAAUCGAAGAUUCUGAUUGGUUCCAGUUAAUCGGUUCAGAAAGAUCAACUAGUUCAGCACCACUCCUCCUGACCAGCAGGAGGCGCUGGCAUUAUGUCGUUGGCUUUAUAGCAAUCCCUAUUCUGAGCAUGCAUGUGGCGACAAUGGAGAGGAAAAUGUCCCUGUUAACAGGAAGAAACUCCAGAACCAGAACCAGAACCAGGCUCAGUACCAGCAGCCACGACCGACUGCAGGUUAGAGAUGACAAAGCAGAAGAAGAACCAGAUGAUGUUGGGUUAUUUCUGAUGUUCAUGAAAGUAAAACAUUAACAGCAGAACCAUCAGGUGGUGGCAGCAUCAUGGCAGCCGACGCCUCAGGAAGGAACCAGCCAAUCAGAAUGCAGACCAGUUUCUAAACGUCAGAACAAACAAAACCUGCAGCCUGGUACCAAAUGGUUCUGGUUGGAACCUCUGGACCAAUUCAGGUCUCUGAUGGAUCUGGUUAUUGAGGUUUUCUAUUUGAAAUUAUAAUCUGGAUUAUCAGCGAGCUGUGAAUCUAAACAACAGAACAGGAUCUGGUUCUGUUUUCCAUCAGAACUCUGCUGCAGCGUUUUGGAUCAGAUGAAGGAUUUUAACUUACAGAUUCAUGGAUUAGAUUAUGGAUUAUCAGCUUCACUGCUGGACAGGAUGUUUAUAAUUUAGGCAAUAUCCCAGAGAUUAAAGGAGGAACUUGUAGAACACGCUGGAAUAAAAUGACAUUCAUGCUUAAAAUAACUCAGAGGGUCUUUACUUUGUUACUGGAGGAUAAUUUAGUCCCAGUUCAGAGCUAAACCAAGGAGCCAACCUUAAAAUGGAUUACGAUCUUUCUUGACUCAAUGAGGAAGUAACACCAUGAACAUCAGUUAGAGAAGGACUAAAGAUUAAAUGACUCCCUGAGAUUCAGAGGAAAUGAAACAUGGAGGAGAUUCCCUGAAGGUUUUUAAAGUUUUGUCUGAUAAAGUGAAAAUGAAAUGAAAGGUUAUUUAAACUGGUCAGACAGCAGGGUUAUGGGGAACUUCUGCUAUUUCUUCAUGCCAAAUGUCAGCACGUCUAAAGUACGAUGAUAAGCGAAUUCUCUGAAUGAAGCCAAUCGAGUCAAAGCUAGCUUUAAAACCUACAUUUAAUCUAUUACCCUCAGUCAACAUGCAUGUUAAAGUCCCCCAGUAUAAUUAUUUGAUCAGUCUUUACCACCCAAUCAAAUAAAUCUGAGAUCUGAUCUAAAAACUGAGAGUGAGGCUUGGUUAGUUUGGGAUCUCUCUCCAUCAGGUCAACUCCUUUCUAUGAGGGAGACGUUAAUCAUCAAACAGCAGCAGAAUGAGAGGAGCAGGUCUGACUGGAUCCCAUCCUUCGUCGUUUCUUCUCCCUCUUUCUGAGGCUCUGAGGCUGACAGACCAACGUUUUGCUGGAAAUACAUUUAACUGGCUCUAAUCAGGCUAACGGAACAAUUAAGAAGCAGAAUAAAUACAAAUUCUGUCACAAUGUGAGUAAAGUGGAAGAGAAGAUGAGCUUUCCAGUGGAAAUAAAAAACAGUUUUCAACCUUUUGGAAUCUGAUUGGAAUAUUUCUCACUGUAGGAUUGUGUUUGGACUUCAGGUCGUUUGUAGUGUCCUCAUGUCCUGGAGCCAUUGACAGAAGGACGUUUCCAAACUUAGAGUCUCUUGACUUCUCAUGAAAACAACAGGAAUAUUUCUUAGUUCUUCACUGGAGAACAAGAAGGAUUUUCUAAAAGGGGCUUUCAUUCUUUCUGGAGACUGAAGCUGCACAUCCUGGAGAGUCAGUAGUGGUUUGAAAAGCAGUUCUACUCUUAUUUUGUUAAUUAAAGACUUCACAAUUCACUCUUCAAGCUUUAGACGUGCCUCCCACCAACCCCCUGCACCAAUCAUGGGCAAGCCUCUCAGCCGCCCUGGGUGUUUCAGGAAGAGCUCCUGCUGCCUGGAGAAACAUGGACUUGGGGAUGGGGGAGUGGUAGGGCGAGACGUUGGGAUAGAAGGGGGUUAUGGCGACGGCUACAUCCCUCAGCGAUCCAUUUAUGACACAAUGUGCAUCAAUCAGCAGAUUGACAGCCAUCACCACCACUCCGGGGGGUCGGUGAGGCGGGACGGAGGGGGAGACGGGAGCUUCAGCUACUCAACCAGUGGCUCCCUGAGAGUCAGCAGGUCAGACAUGUUUGAUCCACAGCCACGCUCCUUAACUCCAAAUCCUUCCUUUGUUCGGCGCCUGGAUGAGAGAGCCAUCUACGAUUCCCUCAAGCUGGGAGUGGAGGACAUAGACGGAUGCCACUCUCCAGGACAUUUCAAUCGAUCCGUCUCUCCCUCUGUGUCCUCCUUUUCUGCUCCAGGAGUCUCCUCCUCAUCAAAGAAGCACCACCCUCACCACCACCACCCUCACUAUGGAGACAGCACAAAGAGCAGAGAGAGCCGGCAUUCCUGGAAAGCAAUGUCAUCUCCUAAACCCUUGGAGUGUGUGGAGAUUCCUCCAGUGGAGCUGAUAGAGCGUGGGGGAGGCAGCUACCUGAAUCCAGGCCACUACCCAGGACCGGGUCAGUCCUCCUCUCUAACCUCUCCUCUCAUCUCACCCUUCUCCGGCUCGCCUCUCUCCUCAGGAUACCACACUCCGGUGUUCUUCUCCCCGGCCAAACCUCGUCCCAGUCAGAGCCAAAGCCUGCGCUGUUCUACGCCCCAUGUGAUGCAGCCCAGGCAUUACUCCCAAACCCAGAGCCUGAGGCUGUCCCCCCCCCAGGAGCUCAGAAGGUCCCCCUACAGGACUGCACUGGUCCAACUGUCUGCCCAUGACCUUGAGCAAGACCUGGGUGAGCGAGGUGGUGGAUGGGGCCGCAGCGAGCGCGACAGGGACUGGGAGAGGGAGCGGGAGCGAGAGAUGGAGCGAGGUUGGGCCCAGCGCGAGUGGGAGAGAGAGAGGGAGAGGGGCAGGUUGGAGAGGGAGAGAGCCCGAGAAAGGGAGAGAAGGGAGACAUCCACUUUCGGGACGUUUGGUUAUGGCCGACCAGUUCCUCUACGCUCUGACAGAGACUCUGUGUUUAUAGAGUCUGAACACGGCUUGGACACAACUCCUCUGCUGCUCCCCCAGCCAUCCCCCUCCCCCUCCCCUAGCGGCGCUCCCAGGAUGGGUACUGGAGCAGUGGGCAGGAGCCGAGCCGGGUCAAAGGUCGGCCCAGAAGGGGUUGGUGGAGGGAUGCCGCCUAGGUGCGACAGUGGGAGUGUAAGUUUAGUGUUGGUGGACGGUAAAUCUGGUUGUGGGCCCAGAUUAGUCAGCGAAGUCUUAAUGGGAAACAUGUCUGAGGUGGAAAUGAGGGCGUUAAAUCAGGAGCACCAUCGAGUCGAAAGCUGGAACAAAUAUGACAACGGAUCCAGAUCCAGUGUGAAGAACCUACCUGAAAAGAGGAUGGGCUCUCAGGUGAAAACUCGACCAGGAGGUCGGGAUUUGGAGGGAAAAGUGCAGUCAGGGACAGAGAAUAAGGAGGGACAUAGAGGGACAUCCACCAAAGCUGGCGGAGCUACAAGUAGACAAGAGCGUUUCCCUGAACACUCAAGCAUGAGUGUAUCUGAGAAGAUUGUUGGUCCUGCAGACAAAGUUCAGGCUGAAGCUGCUCCUGUUCCUGAAAUCAAGCCGGCGCUUGAUUCUGGGGGUAUAGGUCACUUCCAACAGGCAGAGAACAAAGUUGGAACAGAGGUUGAACCUGAAUCACAGUCUAAUGUUGAUUUAACAUCUGGAUCCAGUGGAGAAGCUAAAGCUGAUGCUGAGAUUGCUCUUGUUUCUAAGCCCGAAGCAGAAACUAGGAUCAGUCAUGGAGAAGUACAAGAGAGAGAAAAUGUCAAUCAAGCUGAAAGUACAGGUCAACUUCAGGCAACGUCUGUGGCAGCAGAUAAACCUGAAGCUGCUCCUGCAGAUCAAGCAGAGCGAAAGCUUGAGGAUUCUGGUAAACCCAAGUCAGGUCAUGCUGGGAAAAGCUCAAGAUCCAAGUCCAAAUCAUCCAAGUCCUGCUCCAGGUCUCGACCAGGCACAGCGACUGGGCUGCGUCCGGGAGUACUGAGUCCCCGAGAAAGCAAACAGCUGGAAGACUUUGAAUCAGCUGGACCACCUGAGGACAUCGAGUCCACCUGGCCUCGCAGAAUCAUAGUCCGAAAGCGGACUGUCCGCCAGGGAGGGGCUCUCCACAAUCUUCCUAUCCUCCCCCCACUCCCUUCUGUCUUGUCAGCCCUGGAGAAGAGGCAUCCACACCUACGGCAUGGUUCAGAGAACCCAUUAUCAAAUCUGACGAACCCUAUUGUAGGGCGAUGCUCACUGAGGGAAGCCGCUCACCCAGAGCCCGGACAGGGGAGCGGUUUGGUAGGCCGAGCAUCCCUCAGGGAGCAGAACUUGGAGCACUGGAGAGUCUGCAGAGAGCAAGAGGAACCUAGGAGGUCCAGAAGUCGGGAGAAACGAGGGGGGGAGAGUAGGGACAAGGCAGAGAAAAAGGAAAACAAAGGAAAGGAGGAGAAGAGAGAAGAAACCCUGAAGAAUGAGAAGGUGGUUGUGGAGGAAACCAAACAAGAUAAAGCAAAGAUAAACGUGGAAGAAAAUCUCCAGACAGAUGUUGCUAAAAACAAGGAAGAGGAAAAAGAGAUGGAUGUUGAAGUAAAGCCUGAACAAGUGGAGGAUCGAGGGAUAAAGAUUAAAGUUGGUCCAAAAGAGGAGGUAGAAGCAAAACUACACACAGAGAAACUGGAGGUGGAUGGCCGACAAGGAAUAACUCUUGGAGAGGUUGGAGGGGUGGAGGGUUGGGAUGCGGUUCUUGACAUGGUUAACACUCUUUGGGAUAAUGACUGGGAAAAAGGGGAAGCAGGUGAAGAAGAAGGAGGAGAUCCAGAUUCCCCUUCAGGCUCGCUGCAGCGAUGGCCUCUCCUCAGGCCACCCAUCGGCUUUGGGGGCUCUCAUCCUCCCUCCUCAGCAGCCUCAGAGCUCAGCCUGACGGAGUUGGAGAGGAGGGCCCGGGAGUUGGACUCAGACCUGGAACACCUGGAUCUGUCGCAGCCCCAACGGGAUGUGUACCAAUCGCUGCUGGAACCAGGAAGGGAACGAGGCGACAUGUACCAAACACAUCCCGGGCCACAAAGAGACAAAGCUCCCCUUCACACAGGCGUUGGCAGCAGAUCCCAGGUCAGUCUGGAGCUGAAUGCGAUGACACCAACCGACACCAACAGGUCAACUAGUGACUGGUCAACUAAAUCUACCAGCACCCCCACUGCUGGACCGAGCUCCUAUAAGGAGGACAGCUCUCCGGACUCCAACCUGACACUGGAAUCUGACUCCAGUGGCGUCUUUCUCUCCUUAUCCAAUCAGAGCCAGGAGGAUGGCGGCUCUGACAGCGACCAGCCAAUCAGCGACUCUGAACUGGGCAGCAGCAACACUUCGCUAGAGAAAGACAUGGAUGAUGGAGGCUUGAAAGAGUGGGGAAGGGAGGAGAGCUCCGAGCUCCAGUGGUGCUACCCUUCAUUGCUCGACACGCCGUCCUACGAAGACGUGGACGGACACGGCGGCGGUGACGACUCGGGGUGUGGAGACGCCGGCGUGGACCAGGAUGACCCUCCAGCAGAGCAACCUGACAUAAAGGCCUUGUUCACUGCCCCCCAGAGGCAGGAAGCGCCGCCCAGGAAGAAAGUGACCGUGAUGGGCAUGGACCCACCCCUUCCCCUUUCUCCUUCCAAGCAACAAAUCAAACACCUUCUAGAUCCGUACCAGAAGCCACUGAGAAGCUCAGGCCUGGACUGUGGGGACGUGGAUCCCUUCGUCCAAUCAGACAGCUUUGUCUACCUCGCCGUGUCUGCAAGACCUCUGCCCAAAGGUGAAACUGCCAGACUUAAAGAGAUUUCUACCCAUGAUGCAAAGCAGCACACCAUCCAGAAACAAGCAGGAAACACCGAAGCUGAGCGACCCACCAUGGACCCCAAGAUGGCCGCCAUCGCUCCUCAGAAACCAGAGGAGGGAGACUUCCUCUGCACCGACAGCUUCGUCUACCUGGCUGCUCCGGCAUGCCUCCUGCUGGGCCCCACCGGAACUGCACCGUACGGUGGCAAGGACUCGGAUUCUGAGAGUUCUGGUUCUGGUCCAGUUGAUGUCUCGGUUCUGGGAUGCGGCUCAGUGGCAGGGGACAGCGACUGGGACUCGGACCUGUCUGACUCCGAUCCCAGUCGCUCCUCCAGGUCCGCCGGCCGGUCCCGGAGAGCCCCCGCCGGGUCAGACUGGGACAUGUACGGAGAAGCGGCCGAGCCCGAGGUUCUGGGAGAGCUGUUCACAGAGCUGGACAGACGCGGCUGUGGGAGGUCCGGGAAACUCCCCGGCGGCGCGGAAGAGACAGAAACUGGGCCCGAGUCUCCAGCAGCGAAGACAGAAACGUCUUCAGAGCAGCAGUCCACCAAGAAGGUGACCUGGCAGUUCAAACCAGCCCAGAGGUCCGUCUGCACCGGAAGCAGGAAGGAGAAGGACCUGCCACGACUCCCAGAAACCGGAGGAGGGGACGGACACCGACUCUCCCCUUCCUCCUCAUCGUCUUCGUCUCCAUCCUCAUCGUCGUCAGGGUGAUUCCUGGCAGGUAGAAAGUAGCGGCUGAUCUUGUUGCUGUUGCUGCGGCUGCCUUCUCCAGCCUUGUACAAGCUGCAUUAGAGUUGUUGCUUUUUCUUAGACUAGCCCACAGAUUCUCGUGUAUAGAUAGUGGACUCGGUUCUGGCCCGGUUCUGGGACAAUAGGGUGAGAACAUUUAUCUUUAUUUCUUUUCUUAAAGGUUGUUUGGGCUCACUUCUGGUAAAUGAAUGGAAACCCAAACAACUUCCAGGGCGAAACCGAUCCUCAUUACUCUGCUUCUCAUGUUGACUGUGUCUUUUAUAAUCAUAUUCCACUUUACAGUAUUUAAUAGUGUUUCAAUAAUAUAUUUUGAUCUUUGAGAUAUAGAUAAAUAUACGUAUAUAUAUAUAGCUGUAAUGAUUGUGCGCAGAGGAUGUUUCUUCUUCUAGACCCAGAUAAUGAAUGUUGUCAUGGAGCAAACCGCUUUCUGCUGUUUAUCUGCGGCCAUAUUUAGCAGAAUGCAGCCGGGUUCUGAUAGAAACGGUUCUGGAUGUGGCUCAGUCCGGUCCGUUUCCAUGUUUUCACAGCUUUUGUUACAUAACCCUUCUGCAAGUUAGGCGUUAUAUCAAUAAUAAUACAAAGUUAAACUCAGUUGCUUCCGUCAUGGUUCACAUUAGUCCAGACCCGGUUCCGAAUGCAUCCAGCUUUUCUCUGAUCCACAGAGGCUCACAUAUAUACAUACACCCAGCCGAACCUUUCAUAUGCAGUGCUGGAGGUUCAAAGUUCAUGAGUGAGAGCGGCUGGUCGCUAUGCUAACCCUAGCCUGCAGCAAACAAGAUCGGUUCUUAAACAUGGUCAGAACUGAGCAGAACCAGAGAAAGUCCGUUCAUUUCUAGAUUCUAGCAUCACCAGUUCAACGGGCCGACAUGUCCGGAUGUGUUGCCUCAUCCGGACCCUUCGAUCGAAGGUCCAACCGGGAGUCGCUACCGUGCUGAACUGGACCAGCAGAGUGGACUGGACGCAUCGGGCCAGCCAGAUGUUGGCUCUCCAGCAGGACAAUGGGUCCAAACUGGUUCUAUGGGAGAAAUCAGGAAGCCUCUGGGAUGACCUGGAGGUGGUUCUGCUUCCUUCCGCUGACACUUUGGGUCAGACGGCUGAGGUCAAAGCUUUGGGACCCGUAUUCCAAAGAAGAAACUGAUGAACCACAGAAACUGCUGGGCCACUGGUUGCCAUGGUGAUACCUGUCAGCCAGUUCUAAACAGCGAGAAUCAGAACCUUCUAUGGUCCAAACAUGAACAAACAGGUUCAGUUUCUACAGAACCAAUUAGUGGGCGUGUCUUUGCUCUCCAGGCUCUGAUUGGACAGAAAUCAGGAAGUCCUCCAGCACUGAAAAUGAAACAGAAACAUCACUUAUGAAGGGUCUGGUGGUGUCGCCUGGUGAGUUGCUGCUCAGGGUGAGAUUGGCAUCGUUUCUGUUUCGACAGAAAAUGGAAACAAAAGUCUCAAUUUUUUCUGACUGAAUGUAAAAAGCUUGAAUAGAAAAAGAGACUAAUGGCGUUUUAUUUGGAGUGGCGAAAUCGGGUAUCAGUGUUUAGCAGAGUCUCUGGUGAUUCAUCCAGGUAGGAGUCCAGAGACUUAAUAAACCGGCACGCUGUGGAGGGUUUAAAAGCUGCUUAAUGACGUAAGGGCUGCUCCAGUUCUGACCAGCAUUUUUCCUCCAGUACUCCAUUCUCCCCAACAACCAUCAUGAGUGAGCCAUGCAGUGAUUGUGCAAGUCCCACUUUCUCCACAUUAUGAGCGCAUGUUUGGUUCAUUAGCUGCAGCCUGUCGCUCUGCUGACGCGCCUCCAGUCAGUUGCCGGUUAGUUUCCUCUCAACAACAAGAGAAGCUGAAACAGUCUGACAGCAGUGGCUGUCAGUGAUUCUCUUCUUCAUUUAGCUCACACACAGAGAAACAGCAAACUGCAGACGCAGCUAAUAAUCAUGUUGGUCAUCAGCAACUGGAGAAAGCAGUUGCUGAUCACCCCUAACCUUCAUCCUAUUGAACAUGAUCUGCAGACUUCAGCAGGUGUUUUGUGCUGACAGAUGACUCACACGAUGACAAAACUUUAUGCUAACAAACAACACCUGACCUUAGCCAUUGAGUCGCUGCUCCAUCCAUCGGGCCGAGGUGUGGCUCAGCUGGUGCUGUGUCCUCUUCCUUCAGCUUUAGCUUCAUUCCUUCUCCUUAAAUCCAGGGUUCCAGACAUCUGUCCUCCCUUCCUGUUUACUUCCACAGCGCUCCUCACCUUCACUGCAGAGCAGAUCUUUGCAGUGAAGGAGGUUAAAUAUUAGCUGCAAAUUCAUUCAAAGACCCCAAGAAAACUAUGCGAUUACUGAGCGAUAACCAGACAGUGCUGAGUUAGCUUCCAUACAUGGUGUUCCAAUUAAUCAUCUGCUUUCAUUUAUUUAUAUGUUUUACUUCCUGGCUCUGAAAUAUGAUGAUGUUAGUUCUAUAAAGAUGUGCCUGUUUGCAUUUAAUCGACUCUACGGGAUGUUUUGGAGCUGCCAGUAAAGUACAGAUGCACCAUGCAGCCUGUGGGAUGUACGGAAAGCCAUGUGGCUCAAAAUUCAUCCACUUGUCAACAGCUGGUGGAGUCUGCUAAAGGCGGAUAAACAUCCUUUAGUUGUAUGGAAGUGGAACUGCUGGGAGUAAGCUCAACAAAAACUGGAAUUUCCAGAAAACUCCGGUUCUUGUUGUGGGUCGGAAAACGCUGCUUCAGGAUGCUAAUUAAAGCUCUCUGACAAUGAUUUUAGCGUCUUAAUGUCCAAAAAGAAAGAAAAAAAAGCAUCCUUCAUUAAUUGCUGGGCUUCAUGCGGCACGGCACAUAUACUGUUAUACCACAGAAGAAGAGUUUCACGUUUAAAGCAGCUGACAUGCUGCUUUAAACUGAAAUGAAAAUUUUUUUUGUUUUUAAGGUCCUCCCCCUCUUUCCUCUCCUCGACCCGGUUGGAUCGGAUGCUGCUGUUCCCGCGGGUCGUGUAGUAGAAGGUGUGUGCUCGCCCAGUGAAGAGUUGUCAGCUUUGAUGAUGCUUGAGGGGAGAGGUGGGGUUGUGCUGAGAUGCCAGUACACAGCCAUCAAACACAAUCAAUAUUUCUCAUUUGAUCAGUAAAAUUAGUCCAAAUAUGUCUGAUGUUUACCCAGAAGUUCUGUUGUUAUACCAAAGCGUAAUCCUGGAUGUCACUGAUCAAUAAUCAGUUGAAACUAAUCCCAACUAUAAACUUGAAAGUCUUGGAUUUCCUAAAAGCCGAAUCCAAACUGUUAUUUAUGAAUCAGGACUAAAUGUCUUAAAAGUUCCUUUAUAAAACCCUUCAUGAGAUCCUCUACAAGGUACAGACAUUUGGGAAUCAGCGGUCUGAUAGCUUGCUUUUAAUUUCUUCAUGUAGUCUGUCUGAACCUUAGAGCGCUCCAGUCAGAUGAGCGGAUGAAUCACUAAACUGUGGUAAGACAUCUAGUUUCACUGUGACAGACUUUGGACAAACGGCCAAUCACAUUCUACUGAAUGUUUUUGUACAAUUUUGCUGAUCACUGUUGAAGCUUUGUGGUGAUGAACAGUCCAGACCCUGGACGCAUUUUCAAGGGGAGACAAAUAAGAAUAAUGUGAAAAUCGUUUUUUUCUGUGUGCCAUUUUUCCACAAUUAGUUGGAACGCAUUAAUGUUCAAAUAAAGAAUGAACUUUCUUC